Phycomyces blakesleeanus NRRL 1555(-) is the source of this 534-nucleotide messenger RNA. RefSeq lists its product as hypothetical. The coding region runs from base 1 to 534 and encodes 177 amino acids. NCBI's taxonomy places the organism in Eukaryota, Fungi, Mucoromycota, Mucoromycetes, Mucorales, Phycomycetaceae. The record is from RefSeq and is a predicted model, not a curated record. The transcript has 2 exons.
AUGUUAGAUACAACAGGAGCGCACGUAGAUCUCAGCAGUUAUAGGCCUAUCAGUCUGACUUUGGUGUUUAGGAAGCUGUUAGAGCGAUAUCUGGCUGUGAAACUCCUUCAGACCAUGCCAGAGUUGGACAUAGCUCAGGGAGGAUUUCGUGCAAGUUGUGAAACCCUAGACCAGGCGCUUUGUUUACAUGAACUGAUAAGAAUGUAUUUUGUCCCUGACCCAAAGCAAGAGCAAGUGCUUAUCCCCUCAGUUGUUGUCUUCCUGGAUAUUAAAGCUGCAUAUGACAUAUUGAAAAAUGUGGUAUCCCGUGAUAUCUCCCCAAGGCAUGAUGUGUUGCAAGGGAGUAUUCUUUCACCCUUUCUUUAUUCAUUGUUUAUUGAUACUCUCUCUCAUUUUCUGCAAGGAGUCUCCACUUGCCCCCAACUUGUGCGCAUCCCCUCCCCAGAUUGUAAAAGGUCAUUGCCUAUGUCUUCUUUGCAACCUGACACAUUUGAUACCUGUGGUGAUCCAGACACUCGGAUGUUGGAUUUGUGA